GAAAGUCGACCUUGAGAGCCAGAUCUGAGAAACGUUGAUCUAGAGUGAAUCUUCAGAUCUUAGCCAGGUGGCGCAAGACAUUUAAGUGUUAUAAGUGAGGGUGAAAAGGGAAGUACAGACGUUAAACACAGCUCAAAAUACAGGAAGAAAACUUAUACAAUGGCUGCAUAUGGAAUAACAAAAGUAUUCUACAUUCCAGUUGGGUUUUGGCUCAUUUUAGUUGUUGAAUGCUUCAGUGGAGAGUCAAACAAUACAAUAACUGUUCAGACUGGAGGAUCUGUCACCAUCCCAUGUCAUUAUGACAAGAAAUACACACAGCAGAAUAAAUACUGGUACUCAGAAAUUGAUAAAUCUAGCAUGUACACAAACACAACAGAGCAGAAUCUGUCAGUAAUUGAUCAUCCUGAUCAGAGUCUCUUUACUGUGACUAUGAGAAACUUGCAGAGCAAACACAGUGGAGAUUAUUAUUGUACUGUGGAGACUGGAGAACAACCACCGACAAUUAUCACAUAUGAGCCUCAUCUCAAGAUUCAAUCUGUUCCUGAUGUGUCUGUGGUGAGCAGCAGUGUAUCUGGACAUGAAGGUGGUGAUAUCAGUGUUCAGUGUCUCUACAGUUCUCUAUUCAACAAAAAACUCAAACAGUGGUGCAGAUAUAAAGAUAAGAGCUGUUACACAGUGGGGAGGAAUGACACAUCCCAGAAUCCAUCAGUCCAGAUCAGUGAUGAUGGGAGAAGAUCCUUCACUGUGCUGAUGACUGGACUGAGACUGACUGAUUCUGGCUGGUACUGCUGCUCUAUAGGAGAUCUGCAGGUUCCUGUUCAACUCACGGUCACUAAACCCAAAAGAGCACCUACAACUAUUCCAGCAGCUACACCAUCUGACUUUGAGAAAGACAUGCACACAACGCAGUCAUCAGCCAACACCAAUACUAUAACUAUAACUACCGAAUCAAGACCUGAGACACACAUAGAGGAAACCCAUCCAUCUCUAAUAACAGCCUCAGAGACUGUUAAUAGUGAAAUACAAAGCACGGAUGAGCAAAACAAGCCGUUUGUGAUUCUGGCUGUGUGUCUUCUAGUGAUGCUUGUGCUGUUACUGACUGUUGCUCUUGUUGCCAUAGUAACUUGGAGACUGAGAAAGAAGCAGAAGGGGGGUAAAAUUAGAGAAGAACAUCUUAACAGCACCAGAAAUGCAAUGUCCUCUGAAAACCAAAUGACAUCCAACAGUCUAGCAGUGGAUGAGCUUUCAGUGAUUUACAGUUCUGUGAUUCAUAAAGCACCUUUAACAUCUGUGAAUUCAGAAGGUGAUGUGAUCUACAGCGCUGUGAAAAAAACCCCAAGGCUGUGAGUUCAUAACAAGAGGUGUUCUGCUCCUUCUGAAUUAUGAGAAAGUGAAAGUCAAUAAUUGUAAAUUAAUAAUAAAUCUAUUUUACAGUUUCAGUUUUA
Molecule: messenger RNA, 1445 nt
Organism: Labeo rohita (rohu)
Lineage: Eukaryota; Metazoa; Chordata; Actinopteri; Cypriniformes; Cyprinidae
Exons: 11
Coding region: 160-1347 (395 amino acids)
Cellular component (GO): plasma membrane
Molecular function (GO): transmembrane signaling receptor activity
Source: RefSeq, a predicted model, not a curated record